AGGAAAGUGGUAAAAAUAUUUUCUUUUCUCUUUUUUUUUUCCCUAUUAAUUUUAACUCCAUUACCAACUCAAUUAAGUCUUUUUGUCCAUUGCCCACUUAUAUCCUCUCUCUCUCUCUCUCUCUCUCUCAGCUUCAUCUGCAAGCUGUUGAAGUUUACUUCUCUGGCACAGGCAUGGGAGGAACUGGAGAAAAGGUUGUGCUCUGUGUUUUUAAGGCUGUAAACUUGUAAGAAAUUCAGACAAGAAAAGUUCCAUUUUAGAGUCAUUACAAUGCCAGUUCCUCUUGCUCCUUAUCCAACGGCUCCAGCUCCUUACUCCCAACCUGCCAAUGGUGCUCAGAGCCAGCUUGUUUGCUCUGGAUGUCGAAAUCUUUUACUCUACCCGGUUGGAGCAACCUCUGUGUGCUGCGCCAUAUGCAAUGCAGUCACAGCUGUGCCACCUCCAGGAACAGAAAUGGCACAGCUGGUUUGUGGAGGUUGCCACACCUUACUCAUGUACAUCCGCGGAGCAACUAGUGUACAAUGUUCUUGUUGUCACACCAUCAAUCUAGCUCUCGAAGCAAAUCAAGUGGCACACGUCAAUUGUGGAAACUGCAGGAUGCUAUUGAUGUACCAAUAUGGAGCACGAUCAGUGAAAUGUGCUGUUUGCAAUUUUGUGACAUCAGUUGGGGCCUCAACAAGCACUGCUGAACAGAAGUUCAACAGCUGAAGUUAAUUAUUACAAGCCUUAAGUCAGCGAUUACAGAUUCCACAAACUUCAGUUUUGCAUACUAUUAUGGUAUCUCCGGAGACUGCAUUCGCAGGCGAAGCAGAGGAAAUUACCUACAUUAAUUCACAUGUAUAGAGUUACUUUUCUCCCAUUUGCGUGACACUUUUUUCGUUGUGAAUAAGAAGUUUUGGCAUACUAAAUGUAUGUGAAGCAUUGUUGUGUGAAGAGAUUUAUAGGUUGUGCUUGUGAGUGCAUUUUGGAAUUUUUGUUUUUUUGGGAUGAGAUUUUCAUUUUCUUUUACUUUGGCAUGUGUGUGAGAUAAGCUUCAAGAUUCAAGCACAAGAGAAAGAGUUAUUGAA
Messenger RNA from Manihot esculenta (cassava), 1067 nucleotides. Its product is annotated as protein LOL1. The record is from RefSeq and is a predicted model, not a curated record. The coding region runs from base 271 to 708 and encodes 145 amino acids. NCBI's taxonomy places the organism in Eukaryota, Viridiplantae, Streptophyta, Magnoliopsida, Malpighiales, Euphorbiaceae. The transcript is spliced from 6 exons.